Mya arenaria is the source of this 6953-nucleotide messenger RNA. RefSeq names its product ninein-like protein. Lineage: Eukaryota; Metazoa; Mollusca; Bivalvia; Myida; Myidae. Gene Ontology annotation, cellular component: centrosome. Gene Ontology annotation, molecular function: calcium ion binding. The coding region runs from base 192 to 5126 and encodes 1644 amino acids. The transcript is spliced from 34 exons. The record is from RefSeq and is a predicted model, not a curated record. Gene Ontology annotation, biological process: microtubule anchoring at centrosome.
UCAAAUGUCAACAUCAAGCUGUAGCAAAUAAUUAUUUGUUAUUCAUUUUCGAGAUUUUCGUCUUAUUGCAGUGUACAUUGUUUAAAUUUGUAUCAAAUGUAAACACCAAAUGUUGACAUGAAGUAGAAGCUAUUAUCACAGAUAUUGCACGAAUCUGGGAAUGAAUAAAAGCGAAAUACAUUAGAGUCAUCAUGGCAAGUGGCAAAUUGACUGAGUCCGCAGAACAUGACAUGUACAUUACCCAGCUGCGGGAAGUGUUUGAGUCAUGUGACCAGACUGGUUCCUGUCGACUAGAUCGGGAAGAAUUGUUCUUGCUCUGCGAAAAGCUUCAGCUGGAGGACCAGUCAGAAUUCCUGGUCAAUGAGCUUCUGAAAGACAUAGAUGAGGUAGACUUUGAGGAAUUCAAAAAAUCGUUUGUGAACAUCCUAUGUCAGUCAUAUGUUCAGAAUCAGGCCUCAUCUGAUGAGGAAGAAUCUGCCAGCGAGGAAGAUAGUGAUGACAACGAUGAACAAAUGGACAAGGACGAGCUCGGUACCUCAAUAAAGCGAGAGGUAAGCCCAAAGUACGAGCUCGGUGAGAAGCGCUACGGUCGCCUCUCACUCCCUGUCAGCACUGAGGAGCUGGAAGAACUGUCAGUUGCCAAUGAGGAUGAUGAUGCUGCAUCAACAACGCGGUCACUCAAGCACUCCCUGGUUGUGGACGAGGGCUCUGAUUCUGAGGGGACUGGCAGUGAGAGUCAGAAGAAGAGACGUAGACACGAGGGCCAUGACUCCAUCUCUGACGGGGAUGAGACGGAAACAUUUGAAGCUGAAGGCCAAUUGAACCUAAUGAUGGCUGACAGUGAGGCCCUGACAGAGGAAGAGAGCUACCUACGGGACAUCUGGCGGAACCUUGGGGUCGGCAACACCGGCUACAUUGACAUCAAGGAGCUUGCGCGUGUCUGUACCCACAUCGGCAUGGAGGAGAUGAACAACAUGCAACUGAAGCAGCUGUUUGACAAGCUUGAUGCAGAUGGGGAUGGGCGUGUUUCAUUCAGGGAGUUUCAGCAGGAACUGUUCCAGCACACUCCCCCCAACCCUGUCCAGGCCCCACCCCUCAGGAGCAGGGGAACCACCCCGACUAGAGCCUUGUCUGCCCAGAAGAAGCUGAAAUUCCCCAGUGGUGAGGAUAGGGCCACACCUUCAAUGGUGCAUGGUGCUGGCAUCACUGGUCUGUUCUCUGAACUGGAUCCAGAUAAAACUGGGUUUGCCACACCAGAUGAAAUCACAGAUCUGUGGGAGAAGUACAAUGUUACCAAACCAGCUGAUGUUCUACUGGCUUUAGGCUUUGAUCUUGGUGCAAAAGUGAGCCUGAGUGAGCUGUCAGCUGCCCUGGAACAGGAGUUGUACAAUGUAGAAGACCAGUCCAUUGUGUACCAGGCUGCUACCGCCACCCUGCAGCACGAAGUCUCACACCUCCGGUCAUCCCUAGAGCAGGCAUGCUGGGCAGAGGAAAAGUUACGCCAGGACCUUGGGGAGGCAAAUGCUCGAAACGCACUUCUGGCCAAGGAGGUGGAUGAACGCCAUGCCAACAUGGAGAAGGCCUCACACACAAAACUCUUUAAACUGUUGUGUGGCAUUAAGUCCACAUACAUAGCCAUAGAGCAGAAGUACCAGGAACAGAUUAAGACCCUUCAAGGGGACCUGGAUAAAGAGAGGGAGAACCUCACCCAGCUUUCGUCAAAACACAGGCAGGGCCUCUAUAACGAAAUGGAGGAAUUAAGGAAAGAGGAGGCCCAGCUUAGGGAACACCUCAGCCUGGCACAGAAGGAACUUGGUCGUCAAGGAGAUGACCUUGAGCAGGUCACAGGUCAGCUGGAGGAGUCACAGCGCCAGUGUCAGAGGCUGCAGAGGGAACUGGAUAAUACACAUGACUUACACAGAAAGUUAGCCGAGUAUGAGAGUAAGGGAGUAAUGAGUCCGGAGGAGCAGCAGUUUACCCAGGAGAAACUGCAGAGGCUAGAGAUGGAGAACAAGGAUCUGAAGGACCACAAUGAUGAGCUCACUGUGGAACUAGAGAGCAUGAAACAGCAUAUCACACCCGGCCGUCCUGACCCCGGGGACGGCAACCUAGGGAUCCCCAUCAGAAAGGACGGCUCCAUCAUGUCUGACUACAUCAAACCCAUCGUUGUACAGAAACACUCCUACUCUUCUGCUGAAUACUCAGAUGAUGAGGGACGCGCCAGCAGUGCGCAAGGGAGACGACUGCCACCAGCUCCAUAUGAGGAAGAUGACAUCAGGAAGCGCCUUUUUAAGUCCGCUUAUAGACAGUACAUCACAGGUGUAGGCAGCCCAGAAGACAAGGAGGUCAUAUUAGAACUCCGUGGAGAACUUGCGGAGCUCCAUCGCGAGUUAGAUGAGAGCCGUCAGGUGCAGGAGAUAGAGCGUCGGGACAUUGAGCAGGCUUGCCGACUGGAGGUGACGGCCAUAGAGGAGAGACACGACGCUGAGAAGGCGCAGCUGCUGCACCAUAUAGAGGAGGAAAAGACCAAGUUGGCUGAGGACUUCCAGCGACUGCAGCAAGAGGCCUUAUCAGAACUGGCGAAGGAGCUGCAGAACGACUUUGCCCAUGAGAAAGACGCCUUAGUACAGAAACACACAUCUGAGGUGAACCAUCACUCACAGAAACAUAAAGAAGAUAGGGAAGCUCUUAUACAGAGACUAAAGUCAGAGCAAAAGGAGGCCCUGGAGAAACAAAAGAAAGACCUACAGUCCAUGUUUGACCACGAGAAAUUUCAGUUAGAGGAGGCCCUGGCUGAGAGCGAACCAUUCAUUAAAGGCCUGGAAGAGAAAAUCCGACAACUUGAGGCCCGGCUAGAGGAUCAAAGCACAGAGAGCGAACGGGAGUUACGGAGACAGAAGGUGGAUAUGGAGGGGAUGUUGACUCGUCACAUGCAAACCAUUGAAGAUGUUGAGAAACAGAAACAUGAGUCAGAGGUCAGGCUGAAGAAACAGAUACAGGAGAGUGAGACUCAGCACAGGGAGACCCUGAUAGAGGUCAAAGGAGAGCAGGAUGCUUUACGACUGAAGGUCCGGGAGGCAGAGCAGAGCAAGGCAAGCCUGGAGCUAGAACUGGCACAGCAAAAGGAUGAGCUUGAGGUUUCAUUCCGACAGGAAAAACAUGAGAUUACUCAGCUAUACGAGGCCAGGGUCCAUGAGCUUGAAGGUGAACUGAAUGAGGCAAGGAAAGAGGUGCAGGAUAUAUUGGCUGGGGGUGUGGGUUGCCUAAAGGGUAAACUGAGGAAAGACUUUGAUGCCCUGGUGGACAGUGUGACUGGUGAUCGCCUGACCAAGGAGAGGGCUGCUCUGGGGAAGGAUGUGGAGGCACGCCUACAGCAGGAGUUUGAGACAAGAAACUCCGAACUGUCUCAUGUGUUUGAGCGAGAGAAGAGUGAAAUACAAGAGCGAUAUGAGAAUGAAAUAUCCCUGCUCCGCGGUGAGUUGGAUCGGCUCCAUGGUAAACUGGACACAGAGCGAGAGGCAAUGGUGCAACAGUACACAGAGCAGAAGCACAGUCUGGAGGAGCAGCUGGCACAGCAGAUACGGGAGGAACUCGAGGCAGAGUUUGCUGAACAGCUGGAGGAGCUCCGUGAGGCCUGGGAGGAGGAAAAAAAUGGGCACCAGUCCAGGGCUGCCUUACUGGAACAGGAAGUGGGAGAGCUGCAGAGAGAGGUUGAGGCUGGGAACCAGACCAGGAGGAAACUGGACGAAUUAAAGAAGGUCAACAAUAAACUGCUGCAUGAAAAAAGACAGGCGGAGAAGAAGGCAGGCGAGGUGCAAGUGGCAAUGAGGGAGACCAAGUCAGCCCUUGAAGGGAGGAUUGAUGAACUACUGGCAGAGAAGGAAGGGGCCAUCACUGCUGUGAAGACACAGUUCAUGGAGUCCUCCAAACAGAGUGGAAAGGACAAGGCUGCAUAUGAGGCUCUGGUGCUAGAGAAAGAGGGUUUAGAGAGGAAACUGGCCUCUCUUACACAGGAGUUGGCUGAUGUCAACAAUAAGCACCAUAAUAGCAGAGAACUGCAGAAUCAGAUGGAGAAUUUUAAGAGAGAGUAUGAAGAGCUAAAGUCCAAACCCAGUGAUGCAGAACAGAACUCAGGAAUAGUGCCUGAACAUGCACAGAGAGCCAUUGGUGAGCUGACCAGGGAGAGGGCAGAGCUACAGGAAAGGCUUGUUGACCUGCAGACUAGAUAUGAUGAGGUGGAGGACAUGGCCAAGAAAUAUACACACCUUCAGUUUGACUAUGGUCAGAUGACCAUUGGUCAGUCUGUAGUGGAGGAGACCCUGCGGGACACCCAGGACAAUCUUGCUGACGCUCACGCCAAACUGAUCCAGUGUGAACGAGAACUCCGGGAUGCGGCAAGAUACAAGGAUAAAUACAAACUGUUACAGAAGAAGUAUGAGGAUGUAUGUCGUGAACGUGACAAGAUGUCGCACCUCGCCAAGUCCCUCAAGGAAAACCUCAACAUGGCCAGCACGGCACAGCAGGCAGACAACCAGGAUAAGGGACAGCUGACAACUGUUUUGGAAGAAAAGAAGCAGCUUGAACAACAGCUACAGAAGAUCAGUGACAAGCUACUUGAAGCGACGACCAACUUCUCGAUCAGCCAAUCAGAGCACAUCCGUGAGUUACAGCAGUGGAAGGAGCAGUGUGGGAACAUGGUUGACCUACAGAAGUACACGCGUCUCCAGAUAGACCUUGUAGACAACCAGCGAUCCCUCCGAGACCUCCAGCAAGUUCUACAGACUAAGGAAGAAACAUCCACACACGUCUUCAAGCAUACAAGUGAGAAGCAUGUGGAGGAGGUCCGCUCCCUGGAAGACCAGAAGGCCUCUCUGCUGAGGAAACUGACAAGCCUGCAAGAAAUACUCGACUCUCAGAUUGACAAGUUUAAGCAACAGUAUGAGGCUAGUGAGAAGCGCAACGCCCUGGUUGUGGACCUGUACAAGGAGAACGCAGACCUGAUGGAUACCCUCUACCGGGUCGAGGAGCAGAAGAAGGAUGCCGUUUCACGGUGUUACCGACUUGAGGACCAGUGUAACAACCUACGCCAGAUGCUAAAACGUCUUGCUAAAGUGGCAGUCACAUGAUUAUGUGGAAUUUGAUAUGGGCAUUACAGAACUGUUUUACACUGUGGAUACACAGUCAGAUGAGCAAAGGAAGGCUUAGAAAUGUGUGCAUCUGCAAGCUGCAUUACUAAGUUGAUUGAAACACAAUUGAAAUGCCUAGGCUAGACAAACUGCUGUUUUGAUUGAUUUUGGAAGUUGGCGUGUUUCAAAUACAUGAAAAUGACAGUAGCAUUACCAUAGGGCAAUUAAAAUACUCUUAAAAAUGUCUGUGGCAUGAAUGGAUUGUUAACACUUAUGAUAUGCACAGCACUGUUUCUGUGGUGAAUUACUGCAAUAGGCAUAAUUAUUUUACAGACAUUCUGUCUCAGGAAUAUAUAGCAAGCCAAAUAAUUGACUAUGCACAACAGCAUAAUGCUGAUUGAAGUGUUAGCUUUGAUAGUGUUUGCCGUACUGAUGCUAUGUUUAUUUUAGUAUUAAGUUGCACUGAAGGGAAAGCGGUUUACGGCAUAGAUUGCUUGUACAACAGAAUAGAGUUUGGAUUUGAUGAAGGUAAAAUGUGUUCAUACAUGUUGAUGAUAUUAUUUUCAUGCUUAUAAGGAUUUUAGCCAGGUUUUAAAUAGUACAGGUGCUCUAGAAGAGGGACAGGGUACUAAGGCAGAAAAAAGGCGCAUUGAAUCAGGCUGUCAAGAACUUUAACAUUAUGAAUUUUGACCAAAAAUGUUAAGAAUUACGAUCAAUUGAAUAAAUAUGAAGUUUAAUGCCAAAUAUGUAAAGUUUGUAUGUAUAUAUUAUCUUCAUAUAUUUUUUAUUUAGAACAAAAGAAAUAAAGCAUUUAAUUCAAUGAAUGCAGAAGGGUGCUCAUAGUGGUCUUCAUGAGGGCAGAAGCGUUGCCAGAAAAGGGUUAAGCACCCUUCCAUAACUCUUAAGCUAAAACCUUAUGCUUUUUGUACUUGUACAUUUGCACUGUGUGCUAAACUUUGGUAUUUGGGUUUAAAGGUUGUUUUAUUUCUGUACAAACAUUCAUAUAAUGCAUACAUGUAACAUAUCAAGAGCUAAGAUUUCAGACAUCUUCAAGACCUCAGAAUUGGUUAAUUUUAAGUUCAAAAGCUUCUCAUAAAAUUUCAAUUUUGAAAUAAUUGAAGAUAUUGACAUGGAACCUGGUAAACAUUUUUUGUAAUAAAAUUAUUUUAUAUUUGUUUAUUCAAGCAAACCGCUUUUAUUUCCUGUUUCUAAAUGUUGAUAAUUUAUGUAUGAAAUUAUUGAUACAUGUACGCACUAUUUAUUUUUAAAAACUAUAUACUUUUAUGUGUACAAGUUUUUAUUUAAUUUCUAAAUUAGUACCAAGUGAAUCAUUUUGAUGUUCCAUGGUUAUUAAUUGCCAUAAGCUUUACUGUGGGAGACAUAAAUGUCUUGUCUGGGAAUCUAUCACAUGUUCUUGUAUUGAUUUUUGUCCUGCACUGUGUUUUUGUUUUUUUAUUUGUCAUUAAUUGGCAUGAUGCUUAAUCAGAUUGAGACCACCCAGGAGUAUAACCUACUUUAUUCAAAUAAAAGUAUUUAUUAAAUUCCAAGUCCACAUGCAUUUGUUUGUCCAGAACUGUGACUAGUAAAUCUCUCCUUUGGUUUGACAAGUAUCAAUAUUUAUAUCAGGGUGUUUUAGUGUCAUGUCAACCAGUUGAUUGUAAUACACAUUUGCUGUUUUUGAAUUGUGCAAUCUACACUUGCCAUUUUGUAGGACAUACACACAUUUUUAUAGUAUACAUGAUUAUGUAUGUAUGUGUAAUUUAUUUCUUCAGCACAUUCCGUCCGUAACAUAUUUAUAAAAUGGGUAUUUUUGCAAUAAAAACUAGA